AUUCUCCUGCUCGUAUUUAUCCGGCGGAAAAUCUGUUCACAAUUGUAGAUGCAGAUUUUUGCCCGCUGAUUUCAUCGCUCGAGAUCGACUCAGAUCUAAAAACGAGAAGGAACCCAUGAGAGUAACACCUUGGAGCCAGUACCAGUUGGUAGACCAAGAGACUGAUCUCCAGCUGGCUCCUGGGAAGAAUCGGCUUGUCCGUGGGUGCGCCUCCUUUGUGUGCUUCGGUCGCCCUGCCGCUGGACAUGAAAGCACUUCUCCCCUGAAAGUUGGACCAACUCAAAACCAAGAAGUUUUGCUAGAGUCUGUAGAUAUUGUUGAGAGUAAAGAUCAAGUACAUUCUACUGAUCCAGUUGAUUUCAAUGAAAAUAUUAGAACGGUGGUUAGUCUUAAGAGUAGCUUGAAGAAAUCAGCAAAUGUUGGUCUGGUUGCUCGUGCUGUAGAUGGUGGAAACUCCAACAAGCAUGAAGUGGACAGAGGUGUUGCUAGUGAAUUGGAAAAGAGGAAAGUGCAGUGGACAGAUACAACUGGGGGAGAGCUUUUUGAGAUACGAGAAUUUGAGAUGAGUGAAGAUGGAUCAGAUGAUGAAUUUGAUCACGCGACUGCAAAGAGUUGUUCAUGCAUAAUAAUGUAGUCCUUCAUCUUUCUUAGGUGCUUAUGGGCUCGAUUUAUACUAUGACAAGCCUUUGGUGCGUCACGUCACCUGAAGUCCGAGCAAAAAAGUACUGGUUUGAUCAUCCCCCAGCUCUGUCAUCGGAUGACGGGAAAAAAGGAAAGUUUGAGGUAAUGCAAGAUGCCAUGGCUAUUCACUGGCCUGUUCUGAUCAUAUUCUUACUUGCAUUCCAUUCCAGCGCAAUGGGCAUUUUUUGUUUCCCUUCUUGUUUUCGAGGCUGCAAAUACUGUAUUUUGGUGUUCAUAUAUUGUUGUUUAGAUUUGGAGAGGAUGGACAAGGAAUUUAGUCGUCUCAUUAUUUAUAUUUUGUAGCUGUCAAUAUGAAGUAGAGUUUCAUUUGAAAAGAUUUGUAAAUUUUGCUUUGAUUGAUGCUAUGAAGGAUUUCUAUAUACAUUUCCUUAUCACUUUUUUUUA
Salvia splendens (bonfire salvia) is the source of this 1086-nucleotide messenger RNA. RefSeq lists its product as uncharacterized. The coding region runs from base 116 to 634 and encodes 172 amino acids. The transcript is spliced from 3 exons. The record is from RefSeq and is a predicted model, not a curated record. NCBI's taxonomy places the organism in Eukaryota, Viridiplantae, Streptophyta, Magnoliopsida, Lamiales, Lamiaceae.